AUGCCAUGCUAUGCCAUGUUCUCCGCGGAUGGGGGGCAAGUGGUGAACCGUGAGAAUCUCAAGGCAGUUGCGAGAGUGACGACUGACGCUACUACCGCCUUUCCUGCCUUGCGGCUUGCCCGCCUUCCCUUCCCAUCCCUCGCCAUCCAUCCUCACUUUCCCACCACCCGAGUUCCCUUUUCGGGCCACCACGGUUUCGGCCUCUUCAUCUUUCGUCUGGCUCUUGUCACCUGCGGAGAGCAAAGCUGUUUGUCUGCCGCACUUGAACAAGUCCCCUCUCACACACAGCUCCCGAGGGUCAAGACCUUCCACCAUAGAGAGAACGAGACGCAGAGACGCACACGCAUCAUCCGCCUAGCCCGUCUCCACCUCCACCACCUCCACCCGCCCACUCCAGCUUCCAGUGUCCCAUCUCUGAUCCGGUCGCUCCUUCCUCGUCUGCUCACCUUCUUUCUCCACCCGGCCACCGACCGCCGACCCCCAUCAUCCUCCAACUCACUUAUCUUUCCCACUCCCCGUCCCUUCACCCUCUCAACCAUCUUUCGCCAUCUACCCGGAAAGCUUGCUUUGUCCGUUUUUCUUUUCCUCUCUCUCACCAACUCCGCCCUUACAAUCAACCAUUUACAACAAUCAACAAAUACCGUGUAUCCGUCUGCGAGCCUCGUGCACCGUGCUACUUGGCCGCCUAUCAGUGAAACAUCCGCCAGAGCCGUCAUCCCUUCCCCGCCCGGCCGACCGCGAGUUUCCUCUUCAUCCAUACCCGGAGUCUACUUUCCAUCUCUCAAAAUGGCGUCCUCAUCAGCAACAACGCCAGACACUCAGGUCACCCUGAAGAUCAACUUCGACGGCAUGACUCGCCGCCAUAAGCUCCCACUGCGCGAUAUGGGACCCAGCACUCUUGAAGAUAAGGUACGUCAUUGCACUCUUUCCACCCUUGGUCAGAUUGCCGCGGCAUAUGAACGUUGGAUCGGGAGUUUCAUUGUGAGAGCUCUUUUGGGCGUUACCUCUGAUGCCAACGUCACUCUCGAGAGGUAUUCCGACUCGGCUGGUUCGUACAUCACACUCGAUAAGCAGAAUGUCUCAGUCUACAAGCAGCUGUACAGAGCUGCCAAGGCCAAGCAAAAACUCAAGCUCCGUGUUACCAAAUUGUCCGAGGAGAAGAUGUCUCCCAGACCAGUGUCAGUGGAGGAUGUGCCCGAGUCCAGCACUCCUCUCGUCGAGAAGGAGGCCGAGGAGCAGAAGCCGGAAGACGCCGCGACGCAACCCCUCGUUGAUCUGAGGCAAUCUAGCGUCAUUGACAACGAGACCAAGAAGGAAUUGCCCACGAGCGACACCGGACUUGACUUCGAAGCCUCCAUCCUUGCAUCUCUGCUGAGAAGACAUGCCAAGAUUAACGACGAGGAGGUGCCAGCCGCUUCUGCAGAUAUUCCCGUUUCUGAGGGUAUUACGGCCCGAGACCAGUGGUUCGCUAAUGCUGCCGCCACCGAGACUCCGUCACGAGCUUCUUGGGGCCGCUGCCCCGCAUUGAUGCACCCCAACACCAACUUCGCCGUGUGCUGCAACAGCUGCGACCAAACAGUUCCCGAAGCUCACUACCACUGCUCCACAUGCGAUGAUGGUGAUUUCGAUCUUUGCCAAAACUGCGUUGACCAGGGUAUCACAUGCUACGGCGCUGACCACUGGCUCAUCAAGAGGAUUGUCAAGAAUGGCCAAAUCAUCAACAGCACUACGGAGACGAUUGCACCAAAGCCCAAGGCCAAGGUCGAGGAGUCGGUUCCAGAGCCUCCCAGGGCACCCGCCAACAUCAGUGAGCUCCUUCGUCCAGUCUUCAACACUGCGCUGUACAGCAUGCGCACCUGCAACUGCUGUGUGACGGAACUCCCAGAGUCCAGCUUCCUCCACUGCGCAGCUUGCGAGGAUUUCGACUUGUGCCACGCAUGCUUCGAGAAGGACUCCCAUGGUCACAACCCCAAGCACUCCUUCGUCCCCGCCGUCGAGGGUGCUCACGUCCCUAGCCACAUUCAGAUCAAGCUGGCUCCUGGCCGCAACCAGAGCCACAAUGCCAUUUGCGAUGGCUGCGACAAAUACAUUGCUGGUGUCCGCCACAAGUGCCUCGAUUGCCCCGACUGGGACUACUGCGCUGACUGCAUCGUGAACUCCAAGUUUGUUCACCCCAAUCACCGCUUCGUUCCCAUUUACGAGCCUCUCGAGGAGGUCCGCAGCCGUGCCGUCAGCCGCUCUGUGCACUUUGGUAUCUGCUGCGAUGGGCCCCUGUGCGCCCGCACUUACAACGCACCCGCCUACAUCUCUGGCGUUCGAUACAAGUGCACUGUUUGCCACGACACUGAUUUCUGUGCCAACUGUGAGGCUAGCCCUGCUAACACACACAACAAGACCCAUCCCCUCGUCAAGUUCAAGACUCCAGUCCGUCACGUCACUGUUACCACUACUGGCGAGCGUGGAGAUGGACAGCGUAUGCAGCAGAUGGGCGACCGCAGUCUUCGCCGCACUAGCUCUCGCUCUACUGAGACCACCGCAAACGCUUCCAUGAACGUUCCACAGACCGUUGUGGAUGUGAAGCCCACAGAGCCGGCUGUCAAGGAAGAGGUUGUCGAGAAAACUCCUGAACCUGAAGCUAAGCCGAUUAUCAAGGAGGAGGUUGUCGAGGAGACCCCCAAGGUAGAAGUCAAGGAGGAGGUGGCCGAGGAGAAGACCGUGCCAAUUGUUGAGAAGCCCCUUUCCGAGCAGGAUCUUCAGGCUGUCUUUGUCCGCGAUACGGUCGCUGAUGGCACUCUUCUGCCGCCCAACCACGUCUUUGAGCAGACAUGGGUCCUCCGCAACGACGGCGAUAUUGCAUGGCCUGCUGGAUGUUCAGUCAAGUUCGUUGGUGGCGACUACAUGGGCCACGUCGACUCGAACCACCCGGCCGGUAUCUCUGAGCUCGUUUCUGCCUCAGAGUCAACUGUCUGCUAUGCACCGCUCGCCCCUGGUCAGGAGUUCUCUUUCAAUGUCCUCCUCCGGACACCUGCGCGCGAGGGCAAGAUAAUCUCUUACUGGCGCCUGACAACCAAGGAUGGUUUGAAGUUUGGUCACAGACUCUGGUGCGAUGUCAGCGUUCAGUUGACUCAGCCAGCUCUUGAGGAGCCUAAGCAAGAGCCCAAGGAGAUACCCACUGAGAUGCAGAGCAGCACCAUGAUGUUCCCCAAGCUCGAGAAGGAAUCCCCUGUCUCUAGCAUCCACCAGGAGGUGAAGUCCGAGUCCGCUCGUGCGACCAGUUCAGAGCCUGAGCAGUUUGAGGACUGCGGCGAAGAAGAGGACUGGGAUGCUUCUGAUGACGGCUUCAUGACCGACGAGGAGUACGACAUCCUGGAUGCCUCUGACGAGGAAUUCUCCGAGGAGCAGCAGCGAAGACUCAGAAAGUUAGGUCGAGGCGACGCUCGUUUCAUGAUUCUUCAUGACAGAUUACAGAUUGGUACUUUGAACCACGUAAAUGGCGAUGUGCCUCUGAUCAUGACCAGUUGGUCUUGCCCGCUAUUCAGUGCAAUGUCUCCGCAUCCCACCAGCGCUGUUACCAGCACCAAUCAUUCUAGGACCCCUGGACAGGGGGCCCGAACUGCGGACAACUUUUGGAUAGACCAAUUCUCGACAAUAUCGUUCUUUUUCGACACUGACGACUUUCCUUUACAAUUGAGGAUUCGCAUCGAGGAGCCGUUACUGGCUACGCGAUCAGCUUCAUCAGCGACGAACUCGACAAUUUUUCGAUCUACGUCAUCUGAGACCGUCAUGAUGAACGGCUGGGACGAGAAGCAGCACCUGGACGACGACGCCUUCGGGGCGAAGGGGAACAUCGUCAGCGCUUUCGAUGCCUUUCCCAAGGCGAAACCACAGUAUGUGACUCGCACAGCUGGCGGUGGAAAAUGGACUGUCGCGAUGACGGUCAUAUCAGUCUUCCUUUUCUGGUCUGAACUUGGUCGCUGGUGGCGUGGUACCGAGACGCACACUUUUGCCGUCGAGAAGGGUGUACUGCACGAGAUGCAGAUCAACAUGGAUAUUGUCGUGCGCAUGCACUGCGAUGACCUUCACAUCAACGUUCAAGAUGCGGCGGGUGAUCGUAUUCUCGCAAGCAGCAUGCUCAAGCGCGACAAGACCAACUGGUCUCAGUGGGUGGACAGCAAGGGAAUCCACCGCUUGGGGAGAGACAGCAAGGGCAAGAUUGACACCGGCGCCGGCUGGCAGGAGGAGGAGGGUUUCGGGGAGGAGCACGUCCACGACAUCGUGUCGCUCAGCAAGAAGAGGGCCAAAUGGGCCAAGACACCCAGGCUCUGGGGCGACGGCGACAGCUGCCGCAUCUACGGCAACCUCGAUGUAAACAGAGUGCAGGGUGACUUCCACAUCACCGCCAGAGGCCACGGCUACAUGGAGUUUGGGGAGCAUUUGGAUCAUGCCGCUUUCAACUUCUCACACAUCAUUUCGGAGAUGUCCUUCGGUCCAUUCUACCCCUCGCUUGUGAAUCCCCUGGAUCGCACGGUCAACCUCGCCAGGAUCAACUUCCACAAGUUCCAGUACUACUUGUCCGUGGUUCCCACCGUCUACUCUGUCGGCCACUCGUCGUCCAACCUGAUUUCCACAAACCAGUAUGCCGUUACAGAACAGAGCAAGGAGACCGAUGACCACAACAUUCCCGGUAUCUUCUUCAAGUACGACAUUGAGCCCAUUCUGCUAUCCGUGGAAGAGUCCAGAGACGGCUUCCUCCAGUUCUUGAUGAAGAUUGUCAACGUUAUCAGCGGUGUUCUGGUUGCCGGCCACUGGGGUUAUACCCUCACCGAGUGGUACAAGGAGGUCAUGGGCCGGCGGAGAAGAGAGAGAAACGAGGGUUUCAUUGGCACGAAGAGCUCAGAGUACGAUCAGUUGAUAGGCCACAAGUUCAUAUUGAGCUUACCUUUUGUUGGUGAUAUUUCCACUGAAAGUGAGCACCUCGGCGAGGCGGCUCUGGUCUGGACCGUCUGGGUUGACCGUGCAGGGAUUGGGCCUAUGACCUCCACUAGGUGCAACUUCCCCCGGACUCGUGCACCGGCUUUUCAAUUGAGUCUUUCCAAUUGGAUCUUACGUGCCGAUGUCGCCAACAGUCAACCCAAAAAAUUCCACAUCACACCCCGCCACCAAGUUCGACUCACAGUAACCUGUGAGAGGUGCUCAGUGACGAUGGCACCAAUUGAGCUUGCCAGUCGAUCAGGAGGCGCCGCGAGGCGGCUUCUGACUCGCACGCGACCAUGCCUUUCCGCAUCCUCGAGCCUGCCGAUUAGGAGGACAUUCGCGACCGCUCAGGACGUUGAGCAGCAAGAUGCUGAGAUGCGCAAGCUGCUCCCCAAGUCUAUCAAGCCCGACACGUACCGCAGACUUCACGACAACCUCCUCAAGGUCCGCCAUGUCCUCGGACAGCAGCGCCUCACCCUCGCCGAGAAGAUCCUGUACAGUCAUCUGGACAACGUCGAGGACUCGCUCCUUACGAACACGGACAAUGGACGCAAUAUCCGCGGCAGUGCCAACCUCAAGCUGAACCCAGACCGAGUCAACAUGCAAGAUGCAUCGGCACAGAUGGCGCUGCUGCAGUUCAUGUCCUGCAACCUUGCGAAGCCUGCGAUUCCUGCCAGCAUCCACUGUGACCACUUGAUUGUGGGAUCCAAGGGCGCCGAGAGCGAUUUGACGGACGGCAUCAGCGUGAACAAGGAGGUGUUCGACUUCCUCGAGUCUGCCGGACGCAAGUAUGGCAUGGACUUCUGGCCCCCUGGUGCAGGCAUUAUUCACCAGACGGUUUUGGAGGUCUACGCUCUUCCCGGUAUCAUGAUGUUGGGAACCGACAGCCACAGCCCUAACGCUGGUGGCCUUUCUACUAUUACUAUCGGAGUCGGUGGUGCCGACGCCGUGGAGGCGCUUGUCGGUGCUCCUUGGGAGCUGAAGGCCCCUCGUGUGCUCGGAGUCAAGCUGACCGGCAAGCUCAAUGACUGGGUGUCCCCCAAGGACGUUAUUCUCAACCUGGCCGGCAAGUUGACUGUGCGUGGCGGAACCGGAUUUAUCGUUGAGUAUUUCGGCGAGGGCGUUGAGACUCUUAGCGCUACCGGAAUGGCCACUAUUUGCAACAUGGGUGCCGAAGUCGGCGCUACAACCUCCAUCUUCCCCUACACGGCCGCCUCUGAACGCUACCUCCUUCAAACCCGCAGACAGGCCGAACACAAGGCGCUGGACGCAUACAAGAAGUGGUCGGCCUUCAACUUCAGAGCUGACGAGGAUGCCCACUAUGACCAGGUCAUUGAGAUCAACCUUUCUGAGCUCGAGCCCCACAUCAACGGCCCCUUUACCCCCGACCUGGCUACCCCCUUGUCCGCUUUCAAGGAGACCAUUCAGACUGAGCAAUGGCCUGAAGUUUUGUCCGCCGGUCUUAUUGGCAGCUGCACCAACAGCUCCUACGAGGACAUGACCAAGGUCGAGAGCAUGGUCAAGCAGGCCGAGAAGGCUGGCUUGAAGCCCAAGGCACCAUUCUACAUCACCCCUGGAAGCGAGCAGAUUCGCGCUACUCUCGAGCGCGAUGGUACUCUGAAGACUCUGGAGGGUGCUGGAGGUAUCGUUCUCUCCAAUGCUUGCGGCCCAUGCAUCGGCCAGUGGAAGCGUCAGGACGACAUCCCCAAGGGCCAGCUGAACGCCAUCCUGACCUCGUACAACCGUAACUUCAAGGGCCGCAACGACGGCAACCCCGGCACCAUGAACUUCCUCGCCUCCCCUGAGAUCGUCACUGCUAUGGCCUACGCCGGUGCGACCACCUUCGACCCCAUGACGGACAAGUUGCAGACUCCCGACGGAAAGGAGUUCAAGUUCGAGGCUCCCCGCGGCCUGGAGAACCCCAAAACCCCCUUCGAGUCCGGCGUCGCGUCUCUCCAGUCCAUCUCGCCCGAUGAGCCCAAUGCCGACGUCAAGAUCGCCAUCGCCCCGACCUCGGAGCGUCUCGCCUUCCUCGAGCCCUUUGCGCCCUUCCCCGAGAGCGACCUAAGCGGCCUCAAGGUCCUCGUCAAGGUCACCGGAAAGUGCACUACCGACACCAUCUCGGCCGCGGGCCCCUGGCUCAAGUACAAGGGUCACCUGCCCAACAUCAGCACAAACACGCUCAACACGGCCGUGAACAAGGAGACGGGCGAGGUCAACGCCGCCUACGACGUCGACGGCUCCAAGCACACCAUUCCCGAGCUCGCGCAGCUGUGGAAGGAGCGCGGACAGGAGUGGCUCGUCGUCGCGGAGCACAACUACGGCGAGGGCAGCGCGCGCGAGCACGCCGCCCUGCAGCCGCGGUACCUCGGCGCUCGCGUCGUGCUGACAAAGUCAUUUGCGCGCAUCCACGAGACCAACCUGAAGAAGCAGGGCGUCGUGCCCCUGACGUUUGAGAACGAGGCCGACUACGACAAGAUUGCGGCGUGCGACGAGGUCAGCACCGUCGGUUUGUACGAGAUGCUCCAGAACGGCGGGCAGGGCAAGGUGCAGCUGCUCGUCAAGAAGAAGGACGGCUCUGAGGUGUUGAUCCCCACCGCCCACGCUGUUACCAAGGACCAGGCUGGAUUCAUCCUCGCGGGUAGCGCUCUGAGCAUGCUUGCCAAGCGUAACCAGGCUUAA
Messenger RNA from Colletotrichum lupini, 7656 nucleotides. Its product is annotated as aconitate hydratase. NCBI's taxonomy places the organism in Eukaryota, Fungi, Ascomycota, Sordariomycetes, Glomerellales, Glomerellaceae. Gene Ontology annotation, cellular component: mitochondrion; cytosol. The record is from RefSeq and is a predicted model, not a curated record. The transcript has 16 exons. Gene Ontology annotation, biological process: tricarboxylic acid cycle. Gene Ontology annotation, molecular function: 4 iron, 4 sulfur cluster binding; aconitate hydratase activity; zinc ion binding. Bases 1 to 7656 code for a protein of 2551 amino acids.